AUGGGAGGCUUUGAAGGUCAUCUGUACCCAGGGCUUUGUUUUUUCCUCUAUGGACUUUAUCAGGCACGACUCCUCUCCAGGGCUUUGAUAUGCAAGUCCCCUGUCCAGUAUCCACCACGCGGUCCUUGGAACAAAGGAAGAUGGGCAUGGCUGUGGCAAAUAUACUGGAUUGGCGUCCUGAAGGUACUGAGCACCUGCGUUUUAGUAGCUCAAGAGUUCCAUAGCACUUCGGGACGGUUAGUACUUAUCAGCAAGAUAUAUCAUCAGAGAAACUUUGUGUACCGCAAACAGUGGCAGCAUCUUACUCUUUAUAUGUCUUUUUUUCUAAGUGGAUGUUUAGAUGUGGUGAGCCAGAACCUGCUGUCUCAGAGGUGUGCCGCUCUGGAGCAAGGGGCCCAAGCCCUGGGCACAUUUAUAUGUCUGCCCCUGAUGGUGUCUCACAUGCAAGACACAGAAGGAGUGGAGCUGCAGGCUCACAUGCUGCUCACUCAGGCCAUGUUCCUGCUGACCCUUGUGGCGAUCACAGAGCUCUGGGCACCCAAUGAGCCACUCAUCUGGAUGAUGAAGGCCUUUUUGUAUAUGCUCGCAGGCUCUUGGCUGAUACAAAUCGCCUUUAUGCUGUACAAACCCAUCUCUGGCUAUAAAUGGUUGGAUGACGACAAAAAUGACAUAGAGUUCACCACUAUUUUCUUCUGCUGGCAUGUGUUGUUUGAUGCCAUUUUAAUGGUCUGGAUCUACAGCUUCUCUUUUGUGUGGCAUCGCUACAUUUUUGUUAAUGCCUGA
Molecule: messenger RNA, 783 nt
Organism: Chinchilla lanigera (long-tailed chinchilla)
Lineage: Eukaryota; Metazoa; Chordata; Mammalia; Rodentia; Chinchillidae
Product: transmembrane epididymal protein 1A-like
Exons: 1
Coding region: 1-783 (260 amino acids)
Source: RefSeq, a predicted model, not a curated record